Messenger RNA from Equus quagga, 5597 nucleotides. RefSeq names its product SMCR8-C9orf72 complex subunit (gene SMCR8). Lineage: Eukaryota; Metazoa; Chordata; Mammalia; Perissodactyla; Equidae. Gene Ontology annotation, cellular component: guanyl-nucleotide exchange factor complex. Gene Ontology annotation, molecular function: GTPase activator activity. The transcript is spliced from 2 exons. The record is from RefSeq and is a predicted model, not a curated record. The coding region runs from base 441 to 3254 and encodes 937 amino acids.
CGCGGUAGCUGGCUUCGGGUUGUGGCGACCAAGGAGUUGCGACGGUUUCUGCGCUCGGGCCGUGGGGACCGCAACGCUUGGCUGGUCCCUGCGGCGGCCCGUAGCCCUUCCUUAGGCGUUCGUUCAGUGCUGGGGCUUUUUCUGUCGCGGUGGGUUCGGGGAAGUGCUGGUGACCUCGCUGCAGGUGCCCUGCGCCGGCCGCGAUACCCGGAGGAGGAGGAAGUCAACUGGCUUCCCCGGUCUUCUGGACCUGCGGAGUUCAUGAGGCCUCCGAGGGCACUGGAGGAGCUACACUUCUGAGGGGGCUGCCUAGUACCCCUGAGGGUAGACGAAGACCGCAGCGACUUUGCUUCCUCCUCCACAGGCCUGGCUUCCCCGCGUUGAUUACCCCCGCAUCCUCUCCCACUUCCUCUCAAUGUGCUCUCCAUAUAUCUGGAAAUAUGAUCAGCGCCCCUGACGUGGUGGCCUUCACUAAAGAAGACGAGUACGAGGAGGAACCUUACAAUGAGCCGGCUCUACCCGAGGAGUACUCGGUGCCUCUUUUUCCCUUCGCCAGCCAGGGAACUAACCCAUGGUCCAAACUGUCCGGGGCCAAGUUCUCUCGAGACUUCAUCCUUAUUUCUGAGUUCUCUGAGCAGGUGGGACCCCAACCCUUGCUGACCAUCCCCAAUGACACCAAAGUUUUUGGUACUUUUGAUCUCAAUUACUUCUCUUUGCGGAUCAUGUCUGUGGAUUACCAGGCCUCUUUCGUGGGCCAUCCCCCUGGUUCUGCUUACCCCAAACUGAACUUCGUGGAGGACUCCAAGGUGGUGCUGGGAGACUCCAAGGAAGGAGCCUUUGCAUAUGUGCACCACCUUACCCUGUAUGACCUGGAGGCCCGUGGCUUCGUGAGGCCCUUUUGCAUGGCUUAUAUCUCAGCAGAUCAGCACAAAAUCAUGCAGCAGUUCCAGGAGCUUUCAACUGAAUUUUCUAAAGCUUCUGAGUGCUUGAAGACAGGCAACAGGAAGGCAUUUGCUGGGGAACUUGAAAAAAAACUGAAAGACUUGGAUUACACCAGGACAGUGCUGCACACCGAAACAGAGAUCCAGAAGAAAGCUAAUGACAAAGGCUUUUACUCAUCUCAGGCAAUUGAGAAAGCCAAUGAACUGGCCAGCGUAGAGAAGUCCAUCAUUGAACAUCAAGACCUGCUGAAGCAGAUCCGCUCAUACCCUCAUCGGAAGUUGAAGGGGUCCGAUCUGUGUUCUGGGGAGAUGGAACGCAUCCAGGAUCAGCCGGACCAGGCAGCCACUACCUCUAACCCUGAUGAGUCUGUUGACACAGACCUUUUUACCUGCAGGCCCAGCUACACCCCCAAACUCAUCAAAGCAAAGUCCACCAAGUGUUUUGACAAGAAGUUGAAGACCUUGGAAGAGCUCUGUGACACUGAGUAUUUCACUCAGACCCUGGCUCAGCUCAGGCACAUUGAGCACAUGUUCAGAGGAGACCUGUGCUACCUCCUGACCAGCCAGAUUGACAGAGCACUACUAAAGCAACAGCACGUAACAAACUUCCUUUUUGAAGACUUGGUGGAGGUCAGUGACAGGGUGGUAGAGACACAAAAGAGUUCACUCCCUCAGCCCUGUCAAGACAGGCCACUUUCCAGGUCUCUAGAAGAAUGUCCGAUCCCUCAAGUGUUAAUUAGCAUUGGCUCUUACAAGUCUAGCGUGGAGUCUGUGCUGAUCAAGAUGGAGCAGGAACCGGGAGAUCAGGAGUACAAGGAAGUGGAAGUGACGGAAUUGAGCAGUUUUGAUGCCCAGGAAAACUUGGACUAUCUGGAUUUGGAUAUGAAAGGGAGUAUCAGCAGUGGUGAAAGCAUUGAGGUUUUAGGCACGGAGAAGUCCACCUCUGUGCUGUCUAAGUCUGACAGCCAGGCCAGCCUCACGGUGCCAUUAAGCCCACAAGUGGUCCGGAGCAAAGCUGUCAGCUACAGGACCAUCAGUGAGGACAGUAUUGAAGUCCUCAGCACCUGCCCUUCUGAGGCCCUCAUCCCUGACGACUUUAAGGCCAGCUACCCAAGUGCCAUUAAUGAAGAAGAAUCAUACGCAGGUGACAGUGAGGGAGCCAUCCACUUCCAGGCAAGCAUCAGCCCGCCAGUGCUGGAUGAGGCAGAGGAGGGCAGCUUGGAAAACACUCCGUCACAAACAGACUCCUCCUGCUGCAUUGGGAAGGAGAGUGACAGUCUGGGAGUGCCACCCUCCACUCCAGUCCACACACUCUCUGACGAGGAUGGAGUAGUUAGCAGCCCCCCACAGCACUACAGGCAGAAGGACCAGGGGUUCCCUGUGGACUUGGCAGUGGAAAACGCCCACCCUUCCCAAGACAACACUUCUGAAGGCUUCCCUGCUUAUGAACUUGACCCAAGCCGCCUGCUGGCUAGCCGGGAUGUUAGUAAGAGCAGCCUGGACAACUACUCAGACACCACCAGCUAUGUGAGCAGUGUAGCCUCCACCAGCUCGGACAGGACUCCCUCCUCUGCUCAUCCUGCUGGCCCCUCUUCAGAGAGGCAUCAAAAGAGGGCUGGCCAGAACGCCUUAAAAUUCAUCCGCCAGUACCCCUUUGCCCACCCAGCCAUCUACUCCCUGCUCAGCGGGAGGACGCUCGUGGUCCUGGGGGAGGACGAGGCCAUAGUCAGGAAGCUUGUGACAGCAUUGUCCAUCUUUGUCCCCAACUACAGCCGCUCUGUCAAACCUGUGAAGCAUUGGGUCUCCUCCCCUUUGCACAUUAUGGAUUUUCAGAAGUGGAAGCUUAUUGGUCUGCAGAGAGUGGCGUCCCCUGCUAGUGCUGGCACCCUGCACUCUCUGAGCCGCUACAGCCGCUACACAAGCAUCCUGGACCUAGACAACAAAACCCUGCGCUGCCCGCUCUACAGAGGCACCCUUGUGCCCCGGCUGGCAGACCACCGCACUCAGAUCAAGCGGGGCAGCACCUACUACCUGCAUGUCCAGAGCAUGCUCACCCAGCUCUGCUCCAAGGCCUUCCUCUAUACCUUCUGCCACCACCUGCACCUGCCUGCCCACGACAAGGAGACAGAGGAAUUGGUUGCCAGCCGCCAGGCAAGCUUCUUGAAGUUGAACCUGGGUUUGGUGAAUGAAGAUGUCAAGGUGGUCCAGUACCUGGCUGAGCUGCUGAAGCUGCACUAUAUGCAGGAGUCUCAUGGGACCAGCCAUCCCACGCUCAGGUUUGACUAUGUCCCCAGCUUUUUGUACAAAAUCUGAGGUCAGUCCCAGCCACUGUGACCAAGACCUGUGACUCAGGGUAUGGGGAGGGGAGGGAUUGGCAUGACCAAGCAGUCCUCUGAGCUGUUGAGACUUCUGGUGUAAUCAGUGGGAAGGAAACCAAGGUGGGAGCCUUGGCUCCAGGCAAUCUGUGAGUUGGACUUGGGCAGAGAAGGGAGCCUGGCUCUCUCUGAAGGCUUCUGGAAGGACAGUAACAGCUCUCUCAGCUCCUUGGUGAGGAGUGGCCCCUGCUGAGGACUGGUAGCCAGGGCAGAAGAAAGGUUUGAGGGGUGGGAUGAGGGGCAGGAAGGCGAGGCCUGAUGGGAGGAGCAUGCUGGCCUCAUUCAGUUCUGCUGAACACUGGAGCAGCAAAAUCAAGGGAAGCAGUCCAUUACCUGGAAUGAUUUAGUGGAAAACAGGAUGGUGGACCAUCCAUUGCCUCGUUUAGACCCCAGCUGGGACCUUUUACUUGGCCUCCUAGAGCCCAUCAUCCCAGGGGAGGCCCCUGCAUGAGUGAGGUGGAGGGGAGAAAGCUUGGCCCCAGCUGGGUGAUCGAAAACACACAGCCUUUUGAACCCCAAGACACCCUGGCCCCAUCCUCACUUCUGCUUGUAGGUGGGCCUUGGAAAUCACUCCCAUGGUCAGCAGAAGUGACUAAACAGUCACUAGUCCCUGGUUGUGAGGAGGAAAGCCCAGGAGACAGGCAGGGCCAAGGUGUCAUGAGGCCAUCACCACUGUGCAAGCAAUGAAGAGCCAGCAGGCUCUCGGGCCCGGUCCACCAGCUUUUCUGGCCAGAGUGAGUGAGCACUGUUCCUUUGGGCAAGGUCUGCAGAUAUGCUGGAACUCGGCAGAGGUCACCCCCCAGUCCUCUCACCCAUAGCAAACCUUUGCAACCACUUCACUACCUCUCACAGGGUCUCGUGGGCAAGGUGACAGCAGAGUUCUGUGCAGCUGGCUGGUCUUGGGUGGACAGCCCAGCUGGUGAUAACUCAUAGCAGGGAUUGUCUCCACGAAGGAAGAAAGCCUCCUUGUGUGGCUGUCUUUGUUGAUUUGCCUCUGGGAGGCCCCAGAGGCCGGAGUAUGCACAUCUCACGGCAGCUCACUCCCACCCCAGCAUGUCCCCCAGGUACACACACAUCACCACAGCUCACUCUCUCCUCAUGUGGGUCUCCCAAGUUGUGGAAUGAGCCACUCCCUGGUUCACCCAAGACCUCCCUGAGGCUUUGUACACAAAUGCCACAGGUACGUAGAUGGUUUCUUGCAACCUUGAAAAUUUUGUACCUUUUUUCUUUUCAAGCUGUUUUUUCCCCUAAUUAGGGAGAACUCUUGGUAUUACUGCUUUUUAAUUUGUUCCCAGAAAAUUGUGAUAAAAUAGACCUGAACCAGCCACAAGUGGUUGCUCCUGAGCAUGUGUGUAUACGUCUAGUGGGGCCAUGUUCCCUAUAGCUGGGGUCCUACUGUUGAGACGUGGUCUACCCUCCAGCUUUGUGGCACACUGUUGAGGUCACAGAGGGGAGGCAGAAACCCCUGGUGACCAGGGAGGGUUUGUGUCCCAUGACUCCAGUAGUCCCUUUUUUGCCCAGGUCUUCUGCACAAGAUAUGGUUGUUGGCUCCUGGCCACUGGCUCUGCCCAGGGUCCCUGUUCCUGUCAGAGGGUGUGUGUUUGCUUCUGAGGCUGUGCUCCUUGUGGCAGAUGGUGCUGCCUCCAUCUCAUCCAUUUUCUUUAUACCUGUGCCCAUUGCAUAUGUUCACAGAGGAGUCACCAGGACUGUCUUGGCAGCUUUUAAAUGUGAAGUGUGUGUUUGCCCAUGGGGAAGGCUACAUGGGAAGCCUGUUUCUCUCCAUGGGCUCCUCUCAUCUGUUACCACCUCCCCUCCCUCAUGUUCUGGAUGCUGCUUGGUUUUCUAACUGGGUGGCCAAUUGCUGACUAUUUAGGCCUCCAGGGACAUGACCUUGUGACAUUUAUCUCCAAGAGAAGAGAGGUCUGUGGGGUCCAAAUGACAAAAUGGAAAGUGAUCACUGGCACCACCAUGGCUAUUUCUUUCCUGUGUUUCACUCCAAUGUGGACUCUACAGUUAAUGCUGUUCUCAACUGGAAAACUGUUAAAGGCAGAAGGUCAGUCAUACUUGGCCUUCUAGAAGCAAAAGCCACGCACUGCUGUGGGCUGAAGUAGAAGUCCCCUUUGGAGGGUGUUUGCUCGGAACCUCCAAGGACUCGAAGGCAAGAGACCAGAGGGGUGUGAACAGGACGCACUGUCCUGUGGGGCCAGCCACAGAAAGAGCAAACGGGGAGCAUCUCACUUGAGUUGUUUGUUUGUUAAGAAAUAAAGCUGGCUUCAUGGAC